Messenger RNA from Vitis riparia (riverbank grape), 2858 nucleotides. RefSeq names its product ATPase 11, plasma membrane-type-like. Gene Ontology annotation, cellular component: plasma membrane. The transcript is spliced from 20 exons. Gene Ontology annotation, biological process: regulation of intracellular pH; proton export across plasma membrane. Gene Ontology annotation, molecular function: ATP hydrolysis activity; P-type proton-exporting transporter activity; ATP binding. Lineage: Eukaryota; Viridiplantae; Streptophyta; Magnoliopsida; Vitales; Vitaceae. The record is from RefSeq and is a predicted model, not a curated record. Bases 94 to 2700 code for a protein of 868 amino acids.
UUAAUAGAUAGGAGGAGAAUGCAGUAAAUUGGUGAAGGCGGAGUAGCAAAUCUUUAUUAUAUAAUUUUCCACCGCAGUAUUAGGAGAGCCACAAUGGACAAAACGGCAAUUGCCCUUGAAGCUAUCAGCAAGGGAAUUGUUGAUCUGGAAAACAUCCCUCUUGAAGAAGUUUUUGAGAAAUUAAAAUGUACACGAGAAGGUCUUAGUUUAGAUGAGGUUGACAAGCGAUUGACUGUGUUUGGGUACAACAAACUUGAAGAGAAAAAGGAAAAUAAAAUUCUGAAAUUUCUGGGAUUUAUGUGGAAUCCUCUCUCAUGGGUUAUGGAAGCAGCAGCAAUCAUGGCCAUUUCUGUUGCAGAUUUAGGGAAUGAGGCUGUAGGUUACCAUGACGUUUUUGGCAUUCUGUUUCUGCUUCUUGUCGAUUCAGGCAUCAGCUUUGUAUUUGAAAGCUAUGAUGACAAUGAAGUGGUGGCCCUUAUGGCUAGGCUGGCUCCAAAAGCAAAGGUUUUACGAGAUGGCAAAUGGAUUGAGGAACAUGCUUCUGUGUUGGUUCCUGGAGACAUUAUCAGUAUCAAACUGGGAGAUAUCAUCCCUGCUGAUGCAUGUUUACUUGAAGGAGAUCCUCUGAAAAUUGAUCAGUCUGCUCUCACAGGAGAGUCAUUCCCAUUAACAAAACAUACUGGUGAGGGAGUUUACUCUGGUUCAACAUGUAUGCAAGGUGAAACUGAAGCAGUGGUUACUGCAACUGGAGUGCAUACUUUCUUUGGAAAGGCAGCUCAUCUUGUGGAAACAAGUACACAUGUUGGGCAUUAUCAGCAGGUUUUAACAGUAAUUGGAAACUUUUGCAUUUGCUCAAUUGCCAUCGGAAUGUUGAUUGAGAUCAUCAUAAUAUACUGGGUCCAACACAGACACUAUCGUUCCGGAAUAGGUAACCUGGUUGUCCUACUCAUUGGCGGUAUCCCAAUUGCAAUUCCAGCAGUUGUGUCUCUUAUCAUGUCCGUGGGUUUUCGUCACCUAACUCAGCAGGGUGUUAUAACCAAGAGAAUGGCAGCUAUUGAGGACAUGGCUGGGAUGGAUGUGCUCUGCAGUAAUAAGACAGGAACUUUAACUCUUAACAAACUUACAAUAGACAAGAAUAUGAUCGAGGUUUUUGCCAAAGGUUUUGACAAGGAAAUGGUUGUAUUGAUGGCUGCAAGAGCUUCAAGAUUGGAGAAUCAAGAUGCUAUUGAUGCUGCAAUUGUUUCAAUGCUGGCUGAUCCUAAGGAGGCACGAGCAGGAAUUACAGAAGUUCACUUCCUUCCAUUCAAUCCAACUGAUAAGAGGACAGCUCUUACAUACAUUAACAGUGCUGGUAACAUGCACAGGGCUAGCAAGGGUGCACCAGAGCAGAUUCUCAAUCUGGCACAUAACAAAUCAGAUAUUGAAAGAAGAGUGCAAUCAAUAAUCGAUAAAUUUGCAGAGCGUGGGAUUGGAUCCCUUGCAGUUGCAUGUCAGGAAGUACCUGCUGGCACCAAAGACAGUCCUGGUGGGCCCUGGGAAUUUGUUGGUCUUCUCCCACUCUUUGACCCACCUCGCCAUGACAGUGCUGAAGCAAUGAGAAGAGCUCUAGAUCUCGGAGUAAGUGUUAAGAUGAUAACAGGUGACCAAUUGGCCAUUGCUAAGGAGACUGGGAGAUGGCAUGGAAUGGGCACAAACAUGUACCCUUCAUCAUCUUUGCUUGGAAAUGACAAGGACCAGUCUAUUGCAACCUUACCAGUUGAUGAACUUAUUGAAAAAGCUGAUGGCUUUUCUGGUGUCUUUCCUGAACAUAAGUAUAAGAUUGUGAUGCGAUUACAAUCAAGAAAGCACAUCGUUGGGAUGACAGGAAAUGGAGUCACUGAUGCACCUGCAAUUAAGAAAGCAGACAUAGGAAUUGCUGCGGCAGAUUCAACAGAUGCUGCUCGAGGUGCUUGUGACAUAGUACUGACAGAGCCUGGGCUAAGUGUAAUCAUUAGUGCUGUAUUAACCAGCCGCUCAAUCUUUCAAAGAAUGAAGAACGUCAUGACAUAUGCAGUAUCUAUCGCAGUGCGUAUGGUUCUAGGUUUUCUGGUGUUGACUGCAUUCUGGAAGUUCGAUUUCCCUCUUUACAUGGUUCUCAUGAUUGCCAUUCUUAAUCAUACUAUUAUGAUUGCUACAGACGAUGACAGGGUGAAGCCAUCUCCAGUUCCUGACAGUUGGAAGCUUAGUGAAAUUUUUGUGACUGGGAUUGUCACAGGAACUUACCUUGCCCUAAUGACAGUUGUAUUCUUCUGGGCAGCUUAUGAAACCAGUUUCUUUGCGAAGAACUUCCACGUAACAAACUUCAACAAGCAUCAGUACAAUCUCUCAGAUGAGAAAACCUUAGACCAUCUGCAUGCACAGUUGGCAUCUGCAGUGUACCUUCAAGUUAACACCAUCAGCCAGGCUUUAAUAUUUGUGACUCGCUCCAGGGGCUGGUCGUUCAUGCAAAGAGAAAGACCUCGUCUUCGUCUUGUUUCUGCCUUUGUCAGCAUUCAAUUGGCCGCAACAGUGAUAUCUGCCACAGCAUCCUUGGAAUUUGCUGGGAUUAAAAAGAUUGGUUGGGGUUGGACUGGUGUUAUUUGGCUAUACAACAUUCUAACCUAUAUGUUGCUUGAUCCUAUCAAAUUUGGUGUGCAAUAUGCUCUUAGUGGGAGAGCUUAGGGUCUGAUGCUAAAUCAAGGAGUGAGUUCCAAAUAUCCCUCUCAUAUCUUAACACUGUGCCUUGAUGGGAAUUUAGCUCGAGUGUUCAAGGUUGAAUAAUGGGGUUUGAUUUGCUAUUGUGUUCUUUGUUAAUCGAUCUCCAGAGUUAGUAGAAUCAA